AUGUCACGCGAACGCAGCAUGGCGGCACAGGCUGAUGCUCAGUAUCUCAUGAGGCAUGCAGCGAUCAAAGUCGUACAAGGGACGGUCAUUGCAGUUCCACCUCUUCUGCUGGCCACGCAACUCUACAGGCGUACCUUCUCACUCAAUCGGUUCCUGAGGGGCAACGCGAUUGCUUCGCUUGUCGGCGCUGCAGGCGGCGCUGGUCUGUAUUACGGACGGGCGCGCAACUUUGACGAUGUUGCACUGGCAGAUCGUGUUCAGAGGCUAAGAUCCAACCGCUCGCAGGCUCAAGUGGACGACUGGACGCUCAUCGGUAGCAUCAUCGGCUCACUUCUCACGACGACGCUCUUCAUGAGACGUGCCAAUGUGCUCUACUGCCUCCUUGGCGGCGCAUCCCUCGGAGCUGGCGGCGGGGUGCUCACUCACAUGUACCAGACGUACGGUCUUCAAGGCAGCAUCGAAGCUGUCCAAGAGGGUCCACCCGGCGGCAAGAUCAUUGAUGAUCUCCAAUCGGGCAAGGCAGACGAGGUCCUGAAAGGAAAGCCUACAUAG
Molecule: messenger RNA, 552 nt
Organism: Mixia osmundae IAM 14324
Lineage: Eukaryota; Fungi; Basidiomycota; Mixiomycetes; Mixiales; Mixiaceae
Exons: 2
Coding region: 1-552 (183 amino acids)
Source: RefSeq, a predicted model, not a curated record